UGUCACACUGUCGUCGGCAGUUAUCGGUUAUCUUCGUUCGGAGCAGUCACAGAUGUUCGGCACAAUGUAAAUGCGUCGUCUGCAUUUUGUAGGUGACCAAUUGGGUAAAUUACGUGUGUCACCGAAUGGCUGAUAAAAACAGAAGUAAUGAAGCUCGUUCGACCACGGUUAGUGACAUUCGACGUUACGGGGACAUUAUUGAGGACGAAAUUGGAGCAUUAUGGGGAGAUUGGAGUGAAACACGGCGCGCCGGACCUCGAUCCACAACUGUUGGCGCCAAGUUUCAAACAUCACUUUUCACGAUUGUCGAAUGAACAUCCGGUUUUUGGUAAACACACGGGUCUUGGCUGGCAAAAGUGGUGGAAGAAUCUUGUUUAUGGGGUUUUCCGGGAUCAACAUCCAGGAAUAUCUGAGGAUGUACUGGAGAAGGUAUCACACAAUCUAAUCAAACUCUACGGCACAAACAAGUGUUGGCACUUGUACCCAGGGACGAAGGACAUCCUGAGUUACCUGAACGAGCAGGAUAUCGUAGUCGGAGUGGUAUCGAAUUUCGACGACCGUUUGGAGGGAAUCCUAGCGAGCACUGGCCUCCGAGACCACUUCUCUUUCAUUCUGACGUCCUACAGUUAUGGAUCGGAGAAACCAGCCCACGGGAUCUUCCAGGAGGCCCUGAAAUUGGGUGGACAAGCGAGAGGGGAGACGAUAAAACCCGCGGAGGCUGUGCACAUUGGGGAUAAUCUCAAGUUGGAUUAUGUCGGAGCGAAAGAUGCGGGAUGGUACGCAUUUCUGAUGACGCAUGACUGUAAAACAAGCGAAAAGUACGAAGAUAUUCCGGAGUUUGAGCUGUUUGCGAAUCUUGAGGAACUGAAAGAUCAUUUCAAGACGUUAUUGGAUUAAUUAUUCAAUUAGUUGUCUUAAGAAAUUGUUAAAUGUGAUAAUGCCAUGUACAUUCAUCUAGCUAGACUAUUAGUUAUGAAUUCAAUUCAAAUUGGAAUCAACUGAAGAAUAAAAUUAUAAAGUUCCGAGCUGCA
Molecule: messenger RNA, 1031 nt
Organism: Diachasma alloeum
Lineage: Eukaryota; Metazoa; Arthropoda; Insecta; Hymenoptera; Braconidae
Product: rhythmically expressed gene 2 protein
Exons: 2
Coding region: 148-897 (249 amino acids)
Source: RefSeq, a predicted model, not a curated record